This is a messenger RNA of Zygosaccharomyces rouxii, 3396 nucleotides long. RefSeq names its product serine/threonine-protein kinase. Gene Ontology annotation, molecular function: protein kinase activity; ATP binding. NCBI's taxonomy places the organism in Eukaryota, Fungi, Ascomycota, Saccharomycetes, Saccharomycetales, Saccharomycetaceae. The record is from RefSeq and is a predicted model, not a curated record. Gene Ontology annotation, biological process: protein phosphorylation. The coding region runs from base 1 to 3396 and encodes 1131 amino acids. The transcript has a single exon.
AUGAACCAUCAUCGGCGAGAUUCAAUCGAAGAACUUGAUGUUCCACCCGAUUUGCGUUUAGCUCUUCAUCAAAACUUCAGCAAUGAGAGUUCUUUAUCUACGAAAAGUUCUCGUAGGAAUUCUUCUAAUCCAUAUUUUUAUCAAAUUGGUGAAGAUGCUUCUUCGUCAAUGGAAUCUCUAAAUUUACUGUUAGAAAAGCAGAGAGUGCGGCAAUUGAAUCAUCCUCAUCAUCAAGAACAUAUUAAUUCACCUCACAGUUUGGGAUUGCCUGGUAAAGUUAAAGAAACGAAUGAAAUUUCAUUAAAAUAUGACCCUGUCUCUAAACGCAAAGUGCUCAAUACCUAUGAAUUGAUUCAAGAACUAGGACAUGGACAACAUGGUAAAGUUAAGCUAGCAAGAGAGUUAUUAACAGGUCAAUUGGUAGCGAUUAAGAUUGUUGAUAGACAUGAGAAAAAGGGUAGAAGAUUUUUAGUGCUUGAUAAAAAGAACAGCUUAACGCAAAAUGAAAAAAUACGUAGAGAAAUCGCCAUUAUGAAAAAAUGUCAUUAUAAACACGUUGUUAAAUUAGUGGAAGUCUUAGACGACUUAAAAUCAAGGAAAAUCUAUUUGGUGCUAGAAUAUUGUUCUAGAGGUGAAGUUAAAUGGUGUCCAGGUGACGUUUUAGAAACAGAAGCUAGAGGACCACCGCUCCUGAAUUUCCAAAGGACGAGAGAGAUUAUAAGAGGCGUCGUUCUGGGAUUAGAAUAUUUGCAUUACCAAGGUGUCAUCCAUAGAGAUAUCAAACCUGCGAAUUUAUUGAUGGCAGAAGAUGGUACUGUUAAGAUAUCUGAUUUCGGUGUUUCCUUGGCAGCAAGAGACCCGAAUGGAGAUGCCAAUUUGGAAUCAUUAGAUGAAUUAGAAUUAGCCAAGACAGCAGGUACACCGGCAUUUUUCGCACCUGAAAUUUGUCUUGGUGAAGAAGCAUUUGAAAAAUUUAGCAUUGAUAGAAGUGAUUUGUUCAAGGGCUCUAGUGUCUCAUUUAUGAUUGACAUUUGGGCAUUAGGUGUGACUUUGUACUGUUUACUUUUUGGAAUGUUGCCAUUUAUUUCCGAUUAUGAAUUAGAACUUUUUGAAAAAAUUGUGAACCAGCCAUUGACAUGCCCUAGUUUCCAAAAUUUGAAUAAUAAUGGAGUUUCGCACAUUUCAUCUAAGGAAGAAUAUGAUCUGGCAGUUGAUCUGUUAACUCGAUUGUUGAAAAAAAGUCCAUUGGAUCGUAUCGGAAUUCAAGAAAUUAAAAAUCAUGAAUUUUUACUUUGGGAUUUCCACCACAUGCCCGAUUAUGGUGAAGAAUUUAAAGCCUUCAAAGAAGCAGAACGAGCGGAAUUUCAGCCCAAUAAUGUACAGCAUUUUAAGCAAAUUUCUGUUUCUAAGAAAGAACUCAAUGACGCAGUCUUGGGUGUUGGUAAAAAGAUUAAAGAAGCAGCUCUAAAUUAUUACUCUGGUAAAAAGAGAGAGGGAUCUGAACAACCGGAUGUAGAAGAAUUAACUUUGUGUGUUCCAGAUAGUUUGAAAGUGGGAGAUUGUGGACAUGGCCCCUUUAGUACGAGUUUUAUCGUUAGUGAAGGUUCAGUAAUGACUAAUUGUAAUAAUACGAGUAAUGGAUCCUCAACUAAGAAUGAUGAGGAUAAUAAAGCUGCAACAAAUGUAAAUCCCUCUGUUUUCAAAGAGGGAUAUAGCAUGUGUAAUGAUAAUGACCGUAAUGACCGUAAUAUCGAUAAUGAUAAAUUCCAGGAACCUUCUCAAAAAGAGAUGCUCGAAAGAGAAUUACAAGAUUUCGACCGUAAGCAUAAUCCUGAUACCGUGGUAAAUUUGCCCAUAAACUCUUCAUUUGCAUCUUUAGACAGUUUUUACAUCGAUAAUUAUGCGAUGAGUAAGGUUGGUGCUAAUGCAAAUGUGAAGCCGGCUUCUCCAACAGUUUUUGCAAGACCUCCUGCCCUUGGAGGUUACCACCCUCCUUAUCGAAGCAACAGCAGGACCAAUAGUAACACAAAUGCGAAUCCGUUAUUACAAAAUUCUCCAACACCUAUGACUUUUCUCAAUGGUAUGCAAUCUAAGGGGAGCGAUCGAUAUCCAACUAAUGUUAACAAAACUGGAUCUGGAUCUGGACAGCCUAGUGAGAGAACACCAGUGAGUAAUUUUGGCCAAAGAUUGAGAAAUCCACAAUCUAGUGAAAUCGUGAAUGUUGGUAGUGGUAGUGGUAGAAGGAAAUCUAGUCUCACUGGUGAUAGAGACGCAGCUGCUAAUUUUUCUGUGCAAAAGGAUGCUAAAACAUUUAUUAAUCCUACUCCAACUGAGUUCACCAAACCUGGAGAAGAACAAAGGAAUUUUCAUGUACGUCGUGGUAACUUUUUCAGUGGUCUUAAUAGUGGAGAUGGAAAUUCGAGUCAAUCUUCCGGUAUUUCAAGUGAAUGUAGCUCGGAUUGCUCCUCUGAUGCAGAAGAGGAAGGGUCACAAUCCAGUAAUACUGAAUCCCUACCAUUUGAAUUUGCUCUUGAUUCUGGAAAUGCUAGUGUACUUUCCCUAAGAGAUACUAGUGCAGGAGUUGAGCCAGUCAGAUCAUUUUUGGACCCAGCUCCACGUAGGAAAAAAAUGAACUCAGAUUCGAAGAAAGAUGAUACUGAAUUGUUCUUGGAUAUGGAAAGAGGUGGUCACAAUUGUCGUCGUUUGUCUACGCAUAAUUCAGAGAGUAGUGGAGCUAGUUCCAGAAGAAGUAGUUUGAGAAAUCCAGUUUUCCCAUCUCGAGGUAAUACACAAGAUCGUACAGCUUCCGCGACACCAAUUGGAUUAAAUGAGGUCCAAGGAAGUGAAAUUACCAUCUCUGCAGCUGAUAAGGACAGUGAUGAGGCAACACUUGUGGGUCGUAAUAAAACUUCUAGCGGGGUGUCCUCCGGUCAGUCUAUCACGCCGCCUUCAGGAAUCAUCCAGUACUCUAACCCAUAUAAUGGGAAAGAGUUUCUAAGAAUCCCGCAAGUUCUCAGUAAACCUACGACACAAACUUCCAACAUAGAUACUUUGUUAGUGUCAGGGAAGCGUCCAGAUCAUCUUCAGGACAAUUCUAAGAGUCUUUUGAAAAAUGUUUUAAUAACUUCAGCUGGUUCAAGUCGUAGACCAUCAAUACCUUUUAUUUCUAGGAAUGAUUCUAACGAGUCGCGAGGGGCUAGUGCUGAUGCUUCAUUACCUUCGAGUUCAUGUAGUCAUGGGAAGGAAGAUAUUUCUACGAGAUUAAGCAAAUUUGGUUUUGGGGAAAGGAUCGCCAGGAAGGCCGAAAGAUCUUCCGCUUCAUCUGAUCGCCAAACUAGAUCAAGAUCUAUUGCAGUGGGAGAACUCAGAAAUAGAAAGAGUAAAAUGAGGAUGUGA